Bombus pyrosoma is the source of this 1183-nucleotide messenger RNA. RefSeq lists its product as uncharacterized. The record is from RefSeq and is a predicted model, not a curated record. The transcript has 4 exons. Lineage: Eukaryota; Metazoa; Arthropoda; Insecta; Hymenoptera; Apidae. Bases 682 to 1146 code for a protein of 154 amino acids.
ACAAACACACCUUGAACUCAAUGCCGCGUUCACAAAUGAAAAUGUGAACUAUUACAUAGAAACAACGACGAAAUACCGUUGGAAAUAGGACAAAAUACCGAACAAACCGUCGUAUGACUGUCACCCAGCGGGGGAUUUGAUUAUAAAUAAGCGUAGCAACAUAGAAUUAGGACACUUUUGUUUUAGACACCUUAGUUCGAGUUAUACAAUCGCUUGCUAGACACUUAGUUAUUUGUUUGAUACACUACUUGGUUUAGAUACUUUUGUUUGAUAGACCUCUUGUUUAAGAGACUUGUUUGUUUUAUACAGACUUAUAGUCAAUUAGUUUCUUUGUUCGAUCGUACGCGAUUAAUUUGUUAAAACCGAGUCGCGAAAAUCUUUUAAGUUAGUAAAAAUCGAGUUAAUAAAUUUGUAACCGUGUGCCGCAAGUUGAAUGUAUAUCGUGAUUAAAUUAAUAAAUAAACUAAAAUUAAAUCAAGACUUUAUUAAUAAUUACACAACGCGCUAACCGCGUCAGCGGAACCCAGGACCUUCAACAUUUUUGAGCAUAAUACUCAAGGUUAUGUUGGUUGUGGACAUGGAAGUACCUGCAUUUGUCCAACCUGUACAAGUAUGUAUUAUUUUAUUUAUUUUAACUUCGUUUUCCUAUGGUGUUUCGUCCGCUUGUCUGCCUGAUCUUGUAUGCAUUGUUUUAGCGCAAGAGGAGGAGAGAUUCCAAAAAUGUGUAGGCGACUCGUGAAGACGAUACAGAUGAAUGUGCGAAGGCUCACUUCCCUGAGGAGAUUUCUGCCGGAGUCCUGGUUAUUCUCCUGUGUCACUGCUCUUGUGGUCAGAGCGAUCUUCUCUGCUGUAUGCUCCCAGUACAUGGAGAGGCUUCGUUUUGGUGAUUACGAUUUAAAUGGUGAAUGCGGAGUUGUCUUCGUCAAGGGUUCCUUAUGCAGUCUGUCCCACGCAAGAGGAAGACGGGUUCCAAAAUGUGUGAGUGGUCCCAGAAGGCGUAGUCAACGUGUGAAGUGUCGUGGGCCAAGAACGAAGAAUCGUGUGACAUUUGUGUUGAUUAUUUUCGAUGCUGAUAUAUAUAUAUAUUUAUAUAUUAUUUUGUUGGUUAAAUAUUCAGUCAGUUUAGUUGAAUAUUCUGUAACGUAAUAUUCGCAAGGUAGUUUCAUAUAUUUAUUCCAUCGUG